AAUACUAAAGACUAGGCAUAUAUACAAAAGUAGAGAUUUCCACCGACGCUGUAUAGAGAGAGCGUCUGGUCGGAUCAAACAACCAGCGACAACAACAACCACAAGAACAAACGCCACCGUAAACAAUUAAUUCCACCACACUCUCUUGGCGGUCGCUUUCCCGGGUCUACUUCCUUUCUCUCACCAAUUUUAAAUCCCCAAACACGGAUAUUUAUACAGAUAUUGAUUGGAGCACUGACAAAAUGACCACAUCAGGUGGCGGCGGUGGCGGCGGCCGCUACAUGGCCUACUCCCUGUCUCCGUCUGCUCCUCAUCCUCCUCAUCUCUCUGGCCUCCGUUCCGCCUCCUCUGCUCUCGUCGAGCAAGAAAAAUAUCUUUCAGAGUUACUAGCAGAGCGGCACAAGCUUAGCCCAGUUAUGCCUGUGCUCCCUCAUACGUAUCGGUUGUUAAACCAGGAAAUAUUGCGUGUAACUACACUGUUGGGGAAUGCAUCAGUUUUAGGUCAAAGUGGGCUUGAACAUGCUAGCCCUAUGGCUUCUGGAGGAAUAUUUUCAAAGGGAGGAGCCAAUUCAAAUGGAUGGGCAUCACGGUUUCAAUCAGAAAUGUCGGGUUUAUUACAGUCUUCAUCAGCACAGAACUGGCUGAGUUCUCAAGGCAGCUCAUCUGGUCUUAUUGUUAAGAGAACUAUCAGAGUUGAUAUUCCAGUCGACAAAUAUCCUAAUUACAACUUUGUUGGGCGACUUCUUGGCCCUAGGGGGAACUCACUUAAGCGAGUGGAAGCAAGUACUGAGUGCCGUGUUCUGAUCAGAGGGUGUGGCAGCAUUAAGGAUCCAGCUAGGGAAGAAAUGAUGAGAGGGAAACCAGGGUACGAGCAUCUAACUGAACCUCUUCAUAUCUUAGUUGAGGCAGAGUUACCAGUUGAAAUAGUUGAUAUUCGCCUAAUGCAAGCACAUGAGAUACUUGAAGACUUACUGAAGCCUGUGGACGAAUCUCAGGAUUUCUAUAAGAAGCAGCAACUAAGAGAGCUAGCAAUGUUGAAUGGUACACUUCGCGAAGAAGGUUCUCCAAUGUCUGGUUCAGUCUCCCCCUUCCACAGCAGCCUUGGUAUGAAGAGGGCCAAGACAAGGGGGUAAUGGAUCCCCAUUCUUAUUUGGCUUUUGGAGCAUGUGUGUUUGUCCUGCCAGUAAUCAGCGGUUCCCAUGCCACAGAUGUUGCUGUCAGCUAUUGCCUCCGACUGCCGUCGGGGCACUGGCAAUGUUGGGUGCCAGUUCUAACUUGUCUCUAUAUGAAGUGUGUCUAUCUUAUGUUUGGGGGAGGUUUAUCGACAGUAUCACAUGGUAAAGGAGCCAGUUGAGUUCGGGGGUUUGCUUCCAAGACUGCCCUUGUAUUAAAUUAGGCUUUACUAUAUAAGUGUGUAUUGACAUUUUUGGUAGUGAUGGGGGCUUACGUGAGAAAGAUAUGUUUUGUAUACAAAAAGCAAGCUAAGAAUUGAUCUAUAUCCUAAUGCAUGUUGUUUGGGAUGGAGUGAUUUGUAUUGAGAAGUGUAGAAUGAACUUGAAUUUGAAGGCGUUCUUUUUCA
This is a messenger RNA of Hevea brasiliensis (rubber tree), 1579 nucleotides long. RefSeq names its product KH domain-containing protein At5g56140. The transcript has 7 exons. Gene Ontology annotation, biological process: regulation of mRNA splicing, via spliceosome. Lineage: Eukaryota; Viridiplantae; Streptophyta; Magnoliopsida; Malpighiales; Euphorbiaceae. Gene Ontology annotation, molecular function: mRNA binding. Bases 243 to 1133 code for a protein of 296 amino acids. The record is from RefSeq and is a predicted model, not a curated record. Gene Ontology annotation, cellular component: nucleus.